Pseudozyma flocculosa PF-1 is the source of this 1419-nucleotide messenger RNA. RefSeq lists its product as uncharacterized. Lineage: Eukaryota; Fungi; Basidiomycota; Ustilaginomycetes; Ustilaginales; Ustilaginaceae. The record is from RefSeq and is a predicted model, not a curated record. The transcript is spliced from 5 exons. Gene Ontology annotation, cellular component: nucleus; cyclin/CDK positive transcription elongation factor complex. Gene Ontology annotation, molecular function: cyclin-dependent protein serine/threonine kinase activator activity. Gene Ontology annotation, biological process: regulation of transcription by RNA polymerase II; positive regulation of DNA-templated transcription, elongation. Bases 1 to 1419 code for a protein of 472 amino acids.
AUGUCGACAGCGACUACAGCACCGAUGCAGGGCAGCGACCCAUCAGCAGCAGCAGCAGCAGCACAAUCGGCAGCAGCAGCAGCACCAUCAUCAUCAGCAGCAGCGACGACACCGGCGGUGGCAGGAGACGGGACGGCGAUGGACGAGGACCCCGGUGAGGCUACCGAGCCUUCAUCCCAGCCAGCUCCCUCCCAGGCCGGUCCAGAGCCUGCGUCUUCCACGCCGGCCGUCGCAACCGCGUCAGCUGCGGACGACAAGCUGGGCGGAACGGCGACAGCUGCCGCCAACAAAGCGGCAUCCCAGAGCGCGACAGAUACCGACUCCAAACUCAUGUCCACCUCCGCAGCCGCUUCCACAACCACACCCGCUCCGACCAAAGCCCCAACCACCGGCGCUGGCCCUGCAGCAACGAGCACGGCCACCUCGUCCAAGGCACCUUCGACGACGUCGACUUCGACGCUGCCGCCAGAAGCCGCAUAUCAGUGGAUCUUUAGCAAGAGCGACCUCCAGCUCACGCCCUCCGUGCUCCAGGCAGGCCUCUCGUCGACAGAAGAGAGGCAGCUCAGGGCCAAGGGCAUCCACCUCAUCUACCGCGUCGGCGACUUUAUGAGGCUCGGCCAGCAUGUGCUCAGCACCGCCUGCAUCUUCUUCCACCGCUUCUACAUGCGCAAGCCGCUGCAGUACGGGCCCUCGCGGCUGGGCUACUCGCACUACGAGGUGGCCGCGGCAUGCAUCUUCCUGGCGUGCAAAGUGGAAGAGGCGCAUCGCAAGCUUCCCUCGGUCAUCGAGGCCACCAUGGCCUCGCUCGACAAGUCGCCGGCGGGCCUGCAGAAGUGGGUCGAGCGGACGUAUCGAGUCGAUCCCAACACCAAGGAGUAUGGCAGAUGGCGGGACAUCAUCCUCGUGUCGGAAGAGGUGCUGCUCGAGGCGCUGGCAUUCGACCUCAUCAUCGACCACCCACACGAGAUCCUCGUCAAGGCCACCUAUCGCCUCGGCGUCGACAAGUCGGUGGCGCGCCUUGCCUGGACCAUCAUCAACGACACCAUGCGUGAUCCAACCUGUGUCAUGUUCGAGGCCCCGGUGCUGGCGGCCGGCGCGUUCCAAAAGGCGUGCUCGGCGCUCGGAGUGGAUCCCAACGCGUUCCACGCGGCCAAGCCAACGGCGACGGCCGCAGCAGCAGCAGCGGCAGCCCCGGCAGAGCGGCCACCGGCGCCGCAGCAGAACGGCGCGAAUGCCAGCGAAGGGCUCGCAUGGACCGAGGUGUUUGACGUCGACGAGGACGAGGCGGCCGAGGUGGGCGCAGCCAUCGACGAGGACGUGUACGGCUUCCACGGCGGGCCGAGCAGCGGCGCCACCCCCGCGGCGGCGGCUACACCUGCUGCCGCUACCGCGACGGCCACCGAAGCGCCGCGCGAGUGA